UAACAUUGACAACUUCCGGCAUUUUGUCUUGUGUACUUUUCUUUUCGUCCAAAACUGUCAAGAUGGCUCGUGGACCCAAAAAACAUUUGAAGCGCUUAAACGCUCCGAGAGGAUGGAUGUUGGAUAAGACCGGUGGUGCCUUUGCACCUCGGCCAUCCACUGGACCGCACAAAUUACGCGAAUCGUUGCCGUUGGUGAUCUUUCUGCGUAAUCGUCUGAAGUACGCUCUGACGAACAAUGAGGUAACCAGGAUUGUAAUGCAGCGUCACAUUAAAAUUGACGGCAAGGUGCGCACCGAUCCGAACUACCCGGCUGGAUUUAUGGAUGUCAUCACUAUUGACAAAACCAACGAAAAUUUCCGUUUGAUCUAUGAUGUCAAGGGUCGUUUCACUGUUCACCGUAUCACCCCUGAGGAAGCCAAGUACAAACUUCUGAAAGUGAAACGUGUCCAGAUCGGUCCGAAGCGUGUCCCUUACAUUCUGACUCACGACGGACGCACCAUUCGCUAUCCGGAUCCAAUCAUUCAUCAGAAUGAUUCGAUCCAGUACGACAUAGCCACCGGCAAGGUGAUGGAUGUACUGAAGUUUGAACCAGGAAAUCUGUGUAUGAUCACCGGCGGAAGAAAUUUGGGUCGUUGUGGAACCGUAAUUCAGCGAGAAAAACAUCCCGGAUCGUUCGAGAUUGUUCACGUGAAAGAUGCUACUGGACACGUUUUUGCCACUCGAUUGACCAACGUCUUCAUUAUUGGCAAGAGCAUCAAGGCAUUCAUUUCGCUACCCAAGGGUAAGGGUGUUAAGCUGUCCAUCGCCGAAGAACGCGACCGACGACUGGCUAGCAAGGCUGCGCAUUAAAGGAUUACACCAUCCCGGAAGUGUACGAGUGUUAUUUUUGUUCACGUACAGAUUGAAAGACAAAUUGUCGGAAAAUUCAUUUGAAGAUUCACAUCUGUAUUCAAAUGCUGGAAAUAAGAAACUGAUGAAAAACUAAA
This is a messenger RNA of Malaya genurostris, 988 nucleotides long. RefSeq names its product small ribosomal subunit protein eS4 (gene RpS4). The record is from RefSeq and is a predicted model, not a curated record. The transcript has 4 exons. Lineage: Eukaryota; Metazoa; Arthropoda; Insecta; Diptera; Culicidae. Gene Ontology annotation, molecular function: structural constituent of ribosome; RNA binding. Gene Ontology annotation, biological process: translation. Bases 63 to 851 code for a protein of 262 amino acids. Gene Ontology annotation, cellular component: cytosolic small ribosomal subunit; ribosome.